CCGCGGCUUAAAUCCAGUCGCGCGGGCAACUUUGCAGCGUGUGGUUGCGUCGUGUUGUAUCGUUGUCUCGCUUUGCGUCGCGUCGUGUCGUGUUGUGGUGGUGGCGGUGCCGUUGACGGUGACGGAGGCGGCGGCUGCAGCGCUGACGGUGGUUUACAUUCGGGGAAUUCUCUUGUGCGUGACAAUAUUACCGAAACCUAACUCAACUCUAAACCUGAUACAGCGUCUUAACAAUAACACGCGCAAGUGUGACGUAUGCGUGAAUUCUUUCGGUGCCCUCGCGAAGUUGUGCAGUGUCGCGUGGUGUCUCUUUCCGCUUCUCUCUUUCUCCGUCCACUUAUCCCUCCGGCCCUUUAAUUCCCCCAAAGUAUAAAUAUUAUCGAUCGGUGCGACAGGAUAGUUGGAAAAAUUAAACAUAGUGUCAGGAAAAACUGGGAUUGGCGUUGCCUGGCGUGUAGCUGAUGCCAAGGUGCUGUUGAGGCUCACCAUCGAUCUCUGAGAUCCGGGGAAUGACAAAAAGCCGGAGUCAGCAGCGGAUGCCUGAAAUGCGUGACCUGCGUGUCUAACGCAGAUGUAAAUCAAUGAAUCUGGGAUCCUAAGUUGGCUGAUCGCGAGCUUCGCGAUGGACGGAGGAUUGAAGCAAUCCUCCGCAAGUUUCACCGCGGGCCACGAACUCGGCUCGGAGACGACGGGUUCCGCUGAGGAAGGCAUCCUCCUUGCCAGGGUGCACGUGCCUGAGCUCAACGUCAGCAAAUGUCUUCAAUUCCCGAAGGAUCAGCUUGUCUGGGAUGUCAAGCAGCAGUGUCUCGCCUCGCUACCCAAGGUGGCUACUUGGUACAGGGAACUCAAGGAAAGUUUCAACUAUGGGCUGUUCUGCCCACCAGUUAACGGAAAAGCGGGAAAAUUCCUGGACGAAGAACGUCGUUUGGGGGAUUAUCCGUUUAACGGACCAGUCGGCUACCUAGAGUUGAAGUACAAAAGACGUGUGUACAAAAUGCUUCAUUUGGAUGAGAAGCAACUAAAAGCAAUGCACACCAGAGCAAACCUCCGAAGACUGCUGGAUUACGUAGCUAAUAGUCAAGUAGAAAAAAUAGCUAAAAUGUGCAGCAAAGGACUCGAUCCAAAUUUUCAUUGUCAAGAAUCAGGUGAAACCCCGCUAACGUUGGCAGCUACCCUAAAAAAACCGUCCAAAGUGAUCAUCGCAUUGGUGAAUGGUGGAGCCCUCCUAGAUUACCGAACAAAAGAGGGACUGACGGCUAUGCAUCGGGCCGUCGAGCGAAAUAGCUUAGACGCGGUGAAAACGUUGUUGGAACUGGGGGCUAGUCCAAAUUACAAGGACACCAAAGGCUUGACACCGCUUUACUACAGCGUCACGUACAAGACGGAUCCUAUGCUCUGCGAAACUCUCCUUCACGAUCACGCCACUAUCGGUGCUCAGGAUCUUCAGGGCUGGCAGGAGGUCCAUCAGGCCUGUCGAAAUAAUUUAGUACAACACCUUGACCACCUUCUUUUCUACGGGGCUGAUAUGAAUACAAGAAAUGCGUCUGGGAAUACUCCUCUGCACGUAUGCGCUGUCAACAACACAGACUCGUCGUGCAUUCGACAACUUCUUUUCCGAGGUGCUCAAAAAGACAGUCUCAACUAUGCAAAUCAAACACCGUACCAGGUCGCCGUGAUCGCUGGUAAUAUGGAUCUAGCGGAAGUUAUUAAAAAUUAUCAAGCCGAAGAAGUUGUACCGUUUAAAGGGCCUCCACGCUACAACCCGAAACGCCGCUCUAUGGCUUUUGGCGGUAUGACGACAAGCUGUUCGGCUAGCAACCUGGGAACUCUUACCAGAGUACCGUCUACCGAUCAGCAGCAUGACGUGUCGGGUCCUCUCAUUACGAGAACAAUUUCCAUUGAAGAGUAUGCCGGAGUGACAUUGACGAGGAUGCAGCACGCGGAGACGCAUAGCGGUAUAAAAAAUAUCGCGGCUAGAACACCGUUUGCCGAAGAAUUUACUGCAGGCACUUUGACCAGAAUUCCCUCGAUCGAACAAUACAAUUCUGGAGUUCGCACGCUGUCAAGAAUCCCAUCAGUCGAACACUACCCUCCUACGAAAAUGAGCGAAUUGCGCAAGAGCAGCCUAACCAGGUUACCGUCCAUGGAUCAAAGUGUCGGUGUGUCCAGAACAGAAUUUGGAACCCUCCAAAGAAUCCCGUCCGAACAACACUUGGGAGCCCUGGUCAGAAUACAAUCUGAUCAGCCUAACCUUGGCACUCUGGCUAGAACCGAACAGUUGAACACGCUCGACCGGAUACCGUCCGAAUACCAGAAUCCUAAUAGCUUAAGAGAUCCGAACACAAGAUUCCCACCUUCGGAGCACUAUCAAAACCUAAGAAUUGAGGGCCUCUCAAGGUUACAAGAGCAUAGGAUCGAGUUACAGCAUCGUCUGGACAUUCAUCGGACGAUGGACCUUCCACCGUCUCCAUCCCCAAGUAACAGAAGUCUCGCCCCGUUCAGCUCUGCUAGUUCUAGCCUGUCAGAGGGCAGCAAUCAACCGUCCGGCGAAGACUCAGCCAGCAUAGUUACAGACAAAAGCUUGGGUGAUACAGCAUCCGACGUUAUCAGCGAUAGCUCUGGUGUCGGUACAUCGCAAUCAGACACAACAAACUCUCUUUCAAUUCCUGGAACAACGGUCGUUUGUGUCGAAAGUUAUAAUACUGGAAUUAACGGGCACCUCGCAAUCAACCAAGGGGAUAUUCUGGAAGUCACAGGAGCCACGGAUUGCGGGUUGCUGGAAGGAAUUCUAAGGGGGCAAGGAACCGGUCUAUUUCCAGCGCACUGCGUACAAGAAGUGAGGCUGAGACAUACGAAUAUUCCAUUGGGUCCGCAAGCCACCAGAGAAGGACGAAACAGGGUAUUGGGACGUAGAGAAUCGCAGCAUAAAUACUUUGCAACCGCUCCACGUUUGAAGAAACCAGUGACGACGGAACCUCGUACCGUCGUGCUUCACAGAUCCAGAAAGGGCUUUGGUUUUGUAUUACGUGGAGCAAAAGCCACCUCACCACUAAUGGAGUUAACUCCGUCGACCAGAUAUCCCGCUUUACAGUAUCUCGAUGAUGUGGAUCAGGGCGGUGUUGCAGAUAUUGCCGGACUGAAAAAAGGGGAUUACUUGAUCCAGAUAAAUGGCGAAGAUGUGACAACAGCUUCGCACGAGCACGUCGUGGAUCUGAUAAGAAAAUCUGGUGAACUUGUUCGUAUGUGCGUUGUUUCGGCUGUUGUCGGACUUCCAAAUUCUCAGUCUGCCGCAGCAUUGCCCAUUAGUCAGCCAAUCCAAAGGCAAUACGCGACACUGCCGAGGAAAGGAAACAAUAAUGUGGUCAUUGGUGGCACUCUUGGUAGGUCACCGGCACCAAUGCCGCCGAGAAGAGAUCCUAAAACAACGUUGAGCGUCGGAAGGGCUAGAGCUCGAUCCAUGGUCGCUGGGUUGGAGGGCGGCGGAGAAAAGGAUGAUGGGGAUGAAAUAGCGUCCACAGGUGCCAAGUCCAGUAGUGCAGAGUCGAUACAUUUGCCCCAACAACCAUUGACAGGAUCGAACACCGGGCAGAGUACGCCUGUCCAACCGAGAACGGCUAGCAUUCGUUCAAGGCCAACGUCUAGUCGUAUCACUGCUGCCGAACUUGAGGAGUUGUUCCAGCGACAACAGGGUAGUGCUACUGGUCAGUAUGGCUCGUCAAUGAUGAGCUCCCACUUUCAAACUGGAAACCAUGCGACUAAAUCUCACCCUUCAUCACCGGCAAAAACUGGUCGUGUAUACGCCAGUGUGGCAGACAUGAAAAGGAAGGGAAAGUCGAACUCGAAGGUACGGUUCUUUGGUGGAUUGGGAGGUGGUUCCGAUCUUCACAGGGAUUUCCAUAGCACUCCGGAUUUGAACAUACAAGCGCAUUCUUAUAUUAUCGUCCCAAAAGGUCAUCGUAGUCAAGAGGAUGUGAAUGUGCUCGCCAGCAGAAACGCUCUACCUCCACCAAAUCAUCCUCCCCCGCCUCCACCUGUUGGUCAGGUUGUCAAAGUGAACGUUGGCACUAGUGCGUCCGAUGUGGUAACACCGGCUGCAUCGGUUUACGAUAACAUAGCGCAUAUCCAACAAGUCAAAGAAUUGGCUGCAGCAACACCAGAAUCUGUGUACGGCAUCAUGUCCAGCUUUCGUCCAACCAAUAGUGCCAAGUUGUACGCGUCGCCUGAAGACACAAAGACAGUAGGCUACCGCUCUCGCAGCUUGCCGGCGCACUCGGCAAGGCCGCACGUCAGGAAGUCUCACAGUCUCAGAACUCCGAACAAUUCAACAUUCAAACCACCUGGCCAGAGUAACAACCAGUUGACUAAGAAUCAGUACGCCCAGCCGUUGAAAACAAAUAGAAGUAACAAUACCGCAGGUCCUAGAGACAGGAAAAAGAAGGGUGGCAUGACAACAAGUUCGUCCGCAACGAAUUUAGCAGCACCGCCUAUACCCGAGCCAGAUUACAGCCUCUCAGAAUCGGAAAAUGAUGAAACCGACGGUGAAUCAGACAUUGCCAAGGCGUUGGAAAAAGCGGCAGCGAGGGAAAAAAUAGAAUCUGCCAAAGAAACGUCGGGGAACUCGAACGACUCUGGCAGCUCUUCCGGAAGCAGUUCGAUUCCACAUUCGUUCAGCGUUGAUGAAAUUCAAAAGGUCAGGACGCAGCUUAAGUCAUCUAAGAGCUAUCCUAAUGACUUUUUGUUGCAACAGACCCAACAGCUGAUGGAAGACGGUGACAACAGCUCUAGCGGUGUGAGCUCUGAUCAAGACGUGCCGGUCGGACCGCCGACAGGGUUUGACGACUCCCGGAACGAGAACAAUACCCACCCCAUGCCAGCGGAUAAAGAAAGUAACCCAAAGAGAAUGAGCUACAGCAGCGGGAUGCUGACCAGGCAUGCCGUCAGCCUGGCUCAGCUGCCCCCGCCGAUAGAAGCCGAAGCCGACGAACAGAACAACGAUUUAUUUGUCCCACCUCCACCGGAAUUUAAUGCAGGGCCAUCGUCAGGCAGUAGCGACGAGCCGGUGUUUGCACCACCGCCUCAGUUUUGCGACAACAGGCAGCAAAACCGUGUAAAAAUAAUCGGAGCUAUCCCUAAAGUUGGAAAUAAUCAAGUAAAACCGCCCAGUGGAAGAUUGCACAGUCAGUGAACGGCUUGUUGGUGUUAUGACUGCAGAACUGCUGUGCGCGUGUGAAUGCUGUAUACGUACAUACAUACAUAAAUACCCGGAACGCGCAGAACUUGAUGUGCAUAUACGUAUGUGAUGCCUGUAUACAUUGGUCUUGAUGGACAAACCGUUAUAUUCAUAUUGUCCUUGUACGGCACAUAUAUAUACAUUGUAGUUGUUUUCUUUACUACAGACACCGCUCAAGAGCCUAAUAAAACUGCACAAUCACAAAGUCAUAAAAAAUGUUUGUAGUUUUUAAUAAUAUAAGCAAAUGCAUAAUUAUUACCAUCAACAAAGCAUGAGCUUAUCGCGAAUUCUCGCCGAUACAUUCUUGUACUGCAAUACUCGACUUGUUAAAUAGUAGUCUUUAUUCCUUCCAUGCAUAAAUCUGUUCCUAAGAAUUAUUUCAUUGUAAAGUAAACUAUCAUAGUCUGAAAAAACUAUUAGGAAAUGUGGGAAACUAUUUAUUCCCGGCUGAAAAUUGAUAUUUGAUUGUGUUUCAAGUUCUCAUAUCUUCUGUUGAAUUUUCGAAACAAAAUAUCUCUGCUCAUACUUAACUACUAUCAUUGUUAUAGAGCUACAUAUAUGGUUUCACAUUCAUAGACUAAUAACUGCCCAGAUAAGCAGUUCAACAAUUGAUGGUUCUUGGGUACAGUAUCCUGUUUCAUUGUAUAUUUUAAUAUACAUAUAUUGAUAAUGAAGAAUAUUGGAAUGCACACAGUUGUAUGUUUGUCACUAGUAAUAACUAUAAAUAAGUAUUGCUUUAAACGUGAGUUAUUUCUACAAACGACGUCCAUGAUGCUUCAUCUCUCUGUUGUAAAUUAUUUUUUCCCCAUGUGCGUAUCAAUCCAACUUUAUAAUAAUUCAUUGUACAUGUUCAAAUAGUGUCAAACCAGGGUCGAUAAAUAUUCAUGCGCAAGCAAAAAAAAAAAAAAAACAAGAAAACAAUGUAUAGGUAUGCAAGUGUGUAAUGAUACAUGGUUGCGGGAAAGAAUUAUGGUGAUACGUACCAUGUAUACCUUACAAUCAAGCCUACAUAAAUAUUAUACUAUAAUUGAGUAGAGAAAAGUUUAUCGAACUGUACUUCGUAAUACUUUGCAUACGGUUUUUGUUAACCUCGUUAAUAGUUAUUUAUACAGCUAUUUCCAGUUAUUGCAUCACGACAAUAGAAAUUUCAUUUGUUGGAAUUCUCUUUUAGUGUAUAUUUGUGUGUAAUGUAUAGUACAUGCCUACACCAUAGCAACUUUAUAAAGAGGCAAAUUAGAUUUGCGACAUGUGCAUACAGAAGUUCGAUCCAAGGGAAUUGGUUUGACAUAUUUGAUUUCUCUGACGAGACUCACGUAUCGAAAAAUAUAAGGAUGUUUGAAAAUUUAUUGAUCUUAGCAAAACUGCAAGUUUUUAUGAAUCCUGAAAAUGAAAAUGAUUGUUUGUAAUAAUCGAGAAAAUUGGCAUAUAUUUGAUCCAACGGGGUCAAUGUCACAAGAAAAAUUAAUUAAAUAGAGUAGGGGAAGGGUCAAGGGUGAGUAGAUUUGGCACAGAAUUCCAGGUGUUUGUUAUGUACCUAUAUAUAAGUAUAGCUGGCGUUCCCUGUGGAAUGCCGAAUCAUCCGCUGUUCACCAUUCGAAGAAUAGUUGUAGUAAUGACAUGCCAUAUUAGUGAAAAGAGUAUUAUAAAAAAUAUAUAUAAUAUAGUAUAUAAUUUAACAUAAUAUAGUAUGAUAUGAUAUACCAUAUAUAUCGGGUACAGCCACUGCAAUUAUGAUUCCAGCAUUGACACUUCCUUAAUAAUAUUAGUACUCAUUGAAGCUGGAGUGAAACUGAAGUAGUGUACUAUAUUAUAAAGUGACUGAUCGCAACUACGAUAUAUAGAUAAAUGCCAUUUUGGAUGAAACUGCAAUUAUACCUAGUAUGAAUAACAUUUGUAUUAUGUAAUACGGACGUGAUUUUCGCUACACUUUUUUCACUUCAAUGAAACCUACACAGUCUCAAAGUCAUAUACCUUCUGUAAAAGAAAAAUGGAUAUCCAAGAGAUAAUUAUAGAUAUAAGUAUCUAAAAUGCAAAUAUCGGUAUGUAUAAAGCAUAAUGCAUCUACGCAUCUAUCAAAGAACUCUGCGCGUCCAUAAUAAUAGUUCAUUCAAGUAUCUCUGCGGUUCAUCCUCUUGUUUCGCACGAUCUAAUUUGUCCAUCGACCCACGCAGUUUCAAUUUAUGACUUGAUUUUAGCCAGAAACAAGUGUUAUCGUCAAAAGCAAGUCGUGUAAGUGGUAUAUAGUCGAACAACUUACCACAAUUACAUAUAUAAUAUACUAUGCAUACAUACAUACAUACAUACACAUAUAAAUACAUACAUCGUGUGACUUGCGAAGUAAUCGCCGAGUUUACUCAUACAUGCGUCCUGUAAACAUAACUAAACCUCGUAUCUGGUCUUUCAAUUGGGAUGAAGUUCGUGGCAUGAACAUGUGUUUGAGUAAGCGUCGAUGUACGUUUGCAACACUGCGUGGCUAGAGGAAUGGAAUAGGACCUCAGAUUUUUUGAAAAUUCGCUAUAAUCGAUUCUUCUGCCAAUUCCUGUGUAGAUCUUGCACUAUUUAUAUGUAUAUUAAAGACUCAGAACUGAAAAAAGAGAUCGAACUUAAAGUAUUACUGACUUUCUAUGAAAUGAAUUUGAUCGCAUUGCACAAAGGGUCAAGUUUGGUUUAGCCAUGGAUAAGUGUAUGCUCAUAACUUGGAUUUCGCUACGAAACGAUGAUUGGGAAGAUGAGAAUUCAUUUUAUUCCUUCUUCUUAGCGGAAUUUCAGGCAACAAUUAUUAUUAUACACAUGUACACAGUACAAUAUAUGACGUUAAUCUGUGAACGUGAUCAUUAAAUACCAUACAGAGCAAUGGUUAUAGUAAAAUAGCAACUAAAAAGCGUAUCGAAUGGUAUUUCAAACGACUGAACAUCGGAGCAUUUAUUUUAUUUAACUUUUCUCUUUCCAUUAUGCCUAUAAUACUAUACGUACACACUUUAGCAAAUUGCCAUCUAGUACUACGUAAUACAUACACGCAUAUGUCCACUUUUUGAUUAUGAUUGAAACUGUUGCUGCUGCUGUUGUUGUUAUUCUUAUUAUUCUAAUUUUUAAUACCAUUGUCAUCAUCAUCGUCAUUAUUAUUGAUACUUUCAUUAUUAUUAUUACUGUAACUGUCGCCGUCGGCAUCGUUGUCACUAUUAUCGUCAUCAUUCGCGUCAUUAUUGUUACAAUAAUUAUGGUUCUCAUUGUAAUUAUUAUAAUUAAUAUUGUAUUUUGUAUGAUAGUAUUAGACUGUAAGAUGCAGAGGUAUGUGCAAUUUUUUGAGAGUGAAUAAUAACACAGAUGUUCAAUUCCA
This is a messenger RNA of Neodiprion fabricii, 8567 nucleotides long. RefSeq names its product protein shank (gene Prosap). The transcript is spliced from 18 exons. Gene Ontology annotation, molecular function: synaptic receptor adaptor activity; ionotropic glutamate receptor binding. Gene Ontology annotation, cellular component: postsynaptic membrane; postsynaptic density; dendritic spine. Lineage: Eukaryota; Metazoa; Arthropoda; Insecta; Hymenoptera; Diprionidae. The record is from RefSeq and is a predicted model, not a curated record. Bases 623 to 5185 code for a protein of 1520 amino acids.